This is a messenger RNA of Humulus lupulus (European hop), 1028 nucleotides long. RefSeq names its product protein DEHYDRATION-INDUCED 19 homolog 5-like. The record is from RefSeq and is a predicted model, not a curated record. The coding region runs from base 147 to 761 and encodes 204 amino acids. Lineage: Eukaryota; Viridiplantae; Streptophyta; Magnoliopsida; Rosales; Cannabaceae. The transcript is spliced from 5 exons.
AGAUUCCAAACCCCAAAACUGAUGUGAAAGAAAGUUCUUCCCCGUAGGCUCUCUGAUCUAAGCUCAUUUUCAGAAACCCAUUUUCCCAAACUUUCUUCCCUCUCAAAAUACCAUCGUGGGUCGCCGGUUAGUUGACUCAUAUCAUCAUGGAUGUUGACUUCUGGGCUUCAAGGGUUCACUCUGCUAAACACUUUUCUGCUGUUCAUGCUGCUCGCCUUCACUCUGAUCGGAGUUUAGCCUUGGAUGCAACCGAGGAAGAUGAAGAUGUAAGGCCUUGUUUCCCAUGCCCUUUCUGCUAUCUGGAUAUUGAAGUUACUUCACUCUGCAUCCACUUGCAGGAAGAACAUUGCUUUGACUUGAAAAAUGCAGUUUGUCCUCUAUGUGCAGCAAAUCUUGGGAGAGAUGUAAUUGGACAUUUUGUUGUACAACAUGCAAGCUCCUUGAAGCAUAGAAGAAAACCUCAUAAAUCUGGCUUUUGGACCGGUAGUACAGCAAUGCUCGGAAAGGAGCUGUCUAAACGGGGAAGGGAAGACUCGUAUGAAUCUGCUCCUGAUCCAUUGCUUUCGCCAUUUAUUUGCAGCCUAUCAUUUUCAGAGCUUAAACUUACCCACCAAGAUGAAUGUAAAAGCACUGAUGCUCCGGUGACUACUGACGAGAAAAGCACCGAGCCAUCAUAUUGUGAAAAAGAUAAUGAAGAAAGGAGGCAAAGAGCAGCAUUUGUGCAACAGUUGAUAGAGUCAACCAUCUUCUUGGAUCAUUAAAUUUCACAAUGCAGAAGGUUGCUUCAAUCAUCAGCCGCAGAUUAGUAUCAACGAUGGAUGUGCAGGGAUUUAGAGAAGAGUCACCAUAGAUUUCAUGCUAGGUACUUUAGAUGAGUUGUCUCUGAAUGGCGAAUAAUGUCUUACAGUAAGGGUAAUUUGUAUUUAUCGAUAUAAAUAUAUGUAUCAAUGUAUGUAUGUAAAUCUACAACUAUUUAGUAGCCUGUAGGCUAUAAUCACCAGAAUGAAAGUUCACCUAUUUGAAGGUUA